UCUUGACAAGCAAGUUUAGAGGACAAAAAACAUGGGAAUCCGUUGCUUCGUCAUACUGGUAGUGGUCACCAUGGCAUAUUCUAAACAUGUAAUACCAUAUUAUCAUUUAGAAGACGCGCCUCAACUUUUCGAAAUAUUCAAAAAGACGUAUCAUAGAGUGUACAAAGAUGCCGUCGAUGAAGCCAAACAUUAUGCGGCAUUUGUAGAAGCGUUGGCGCAAAUUAAUAAGUAUAAUUCAGAAUCCGAUAGUGCAACCUUUGGUAUUAAUAACCUCACAGAUUUUACGCCAGAAGAAAAACGACAAUUGCUUGGAUUUCAUGAAGGUAGUAAGUACCCAAAGCACUGCCAUGAUUGUCGUUAUCAGAAGAGUUUAUAAAAUAUAAAUUGAAUAUUAUUUUGAAUAAAUAUAUUUUAUAGUAUUAUGUGCUGCCUUAUGUAUUUAAUCGA
Messenger RNA from Colias croceus (clouded yellow), 447 nucleotides. RefSeq names its product cysteine proteinase-like. The record is from RefSeq and is a predicted model, not a curated record. The transcript has a single exon. Bases 32 to 376 code for a protein of 114 amino acids. Lineage: Eukaryota; Metazoa; Arthropoda; Insecta; Lepidoptera; Pieridae.